AUGAGUAUUUUCACUGCAUAUACUGACCAGCGGGAUGGCUUCAAAGGUUUAAUUAUUUUUAUCGUUGGUAUUCUCAUAUUUAUAUCAUAUGUUACAACGGCAUUGAAGCCCGGACUAAGAUCGAUCCCCGGGCCUAUCAUGGCUCGCUUAACAUAUCUCUACCGCCCUUUCAGGAUCGCCAAAGGGGAUGCUCCAAACUUCUAUAUGAGCCUACAUGAGAAAUAUGGACCUAUAGUUCGAACAAGUCCAAACACAGUCGACAUCUCUGACCCCGCGGCGCUUCCGACUAUAUAUGGAAUCAGCAGCAAGUUUGUCAAGUCAACAUUCUAUAAUGCUUUCAGUCCGACCUUUGAAGGAGAAACCAUGCCUAGCUUGUUUACUAUAAGAGAUCCAGUUGCCCACCAAGCAUUGCGGCGACCUGUGGCGCAGAAAUUUUCCAUGUCGUCAAUUAAGUCUUUGGAACCAUUUGCAGAUGAAUGCACUAGUAUAUUUCUUGAUGCGAUGAAACAUCUUCAAGGCCAAAAGGUAGAUCUGGCCAUCACUUUCCGACGCCGAUUUGGCUUUAGGGAGAAACGUGAAGAAGUCAUGGGUAUGAUCGGCGGUCUUGAGCUUGGAUUAAAAUAUGUAGGAGUCGUUGGACAAGUUCCGGCGCUACAUCCAUGGUUGAUGGGGAACAGCUGGGUCGCAAAGCUUUUGACAGCCCAGCCGUUUAUUGAGAUCGCCGACCCGCUUCGAACUAUGGUGAAUGUGAGUCUCCCUCCCUGUUUUCAAUUCAUCGAAUCUGGCGUCAUUCUCAUGGUAUUACAGAUUACCCAAGAAUGCAUCGAUGAUCAUGAGAAAACCCUCGAUGGAACUCAUGGCCAUCGGCCCGACUUUCUAACAUGGCUCCGGAGUGAAGAGUUGAAGGGCAAACCGUUAUCCAAUCGCGACAUGAUAAAUCAUUUGAGCAAUAAUUUCUCCAAUUGCUUGAACGAUGGAGCAGAUAUAUUAACUUCGAGUUAUAGACUUGCUGGAAGUGACACAACUACCACUUCCUUGCGUGCUAUUCUCUACUUUUUAGUCCGCAAUAGCUCUGUGUACAAAAGGGCUCAGCAAGAAGUGGAAAAGGCAGAUAGUGAUGGAAAACUUUCUCUAAGUCUGGGGAGGAUCCAGAUUGCUCCGCUGCUUCGAUUCCUUCAUCAUCUGCAUCGGCGGGAAAUUCCACCUGAAUUGAUACGUCGUGUAUAG
Molecule: messenger RNA, 1227 nt
Organism: Penicillium waksmanii
Lineage: Eukaryota; Fungi; Ascomycota; Eurotiomycetes; Eurotiales; Aspergillaceae
Product: cytochrome P450
Exons: 4
Coding region: 1-1227 (408 amino acids)
Molecular function (GO): heme binding; iron ion binding; monooxygenase activity
Source: RefSeq, a predicted model, not a curated record